UUCCGAGAGCACCGUGACGACUACCGAUGCUGUCGUGGCGAUUUGUGCAACAGCAGGGAAUUGGACUCAACGACAAAUCUGUCCCUUGGGUAUCUACAUCAACCGGAUGAGGAUAUUUGCUUUCUGUGGCUCAAGGAAUCAAGGGUCCAAUGCCUUCCAGUCGAUCAGUUUGUCAAGAACAAGAGCGAUCUUCAAUCGAUUCACAACGCUUUUCAAAAUCAAAUGACUGUGAGAUACAAGAGAACGUUUCCGGCUCUUGUGCUUACCUGGAUCCAUCGGGAGACUCGUCGUGGAGGAUUGCCGACUGUGAGACGCCGA
This is a messenger RNA of Mesorhabditis belari, 318 nucleotides long. NCBI's taxonomy places the organism in Eukaryota, Metazoa, Nematoda, Chromadorea, Rhabditida, Rhabditidae. The record is from the annotation of a GenBank genome assembly.